UCUUUGUGUGCAUCCUACCUUCUCAACUACCUGCCUACCCACCGAAUAUCCCAUCCAUCACAAUCACAUGCCCGCCUGAACAACCGCCUUCACCCUCUGCAUUGUGUUCUCUUCGUCUCUGUUGCAAACUGCUGGCCUCGUACAUUGUUGAGGCAUCUACAACAAAUUGCAUCCCGGUCGUCAAGCCUUAAGCAGUCUCGCAUCGAGAGCUACCAACCUGCAGAUGCAACCCUCCACCAGGGGCGCGCCAUAUCUUCUUACCUUUACCCACAUAUUCCAUUUCGCUUUUCUCGCUCGGCCGUCAACUUAGUCCAUCCCACGGCUCUGAUUCUCUCGAGUCUUGGUCAUUUCAUGCAUUUCUUAUGACCGCACCAGACACUCAUGUCUUCCAGGAUUACUCGUUCAUCUACCCGCCAAGCCGCUGCGGCCUCUCAGGCUUCUUCCUCAGCAAGUCGUACUUCGGGUCAAUCUGCUGUGGACCAGUUUGUGGCGCCUUCGACUGGCAGCCUCGCCCAAUCAGCCUCUUCCUCCGAAUCCCAACCACAUUCAUCUCGAAAGAGGAAGAUAACCACCGAAGAUAAGCCUGCUCCGCAAGAGCCCCCAACCGAACGGCCAUCUUCUCCUCGUAGAUCAAAGCGUCAGAAGGUGCAGAACAAUAGCCCUUCUGAGAAAUCACAACCGCCGCACCAGACCCCUGCGGCUGCACCCCGGAAGCGCAAGGGCAAGGUCACAGCAACCAUGUCUAGUCCAUCUGGGAGCUCUGAGCCUCAAGUGCCAUCCACUAUGCAAGGCACUCCUGCCUCCGCAGCAGCAUCGGCGUCGUCAAGCCGAAAGUCAAGUCGCCACAAGAAGACCAGUCAGGCAACAAAUGCCAGUACGUCCGCCCCAACACGGAGGUCAAAACGGGCACCCGCGAACAAUCCAACCUCUCCGGAUGAAGACGUAACGAUGACUGGGACUGGAGAUCAAGGGAAGGAAAAGGAAACUCUUCAACCUCCUCCACCACCGCCGCCACCUGCACACGAUUCGGAUGAUGAUAGCGAGGACCAUGACGACGACGAAGAUGACGAAGAUCGUCACCGCCAUUACGACGAUGACGACCCCUUUGGCGGCUUUGGGGGGCCUCCAGGGGCCGGCUUAUCCAGUACUCUUAGAGCUUUGACUGGGAUGAUGUCAGGCAUUUCAUCGAGAUUACGCGAUAUUCUUAACAAUCUCCGGCAGAAGGGUGACCCUUCAGUGCAGCUCAUUGCUCUACAAGAACUAUCUGAAAUUCUCCUGGUAUCGAACGAAGAUAAUCUCUCGGGACACUUUUCUCCCGAUGCCUUUGUCAAAGAAUUGGUGAUUCUGAUGCAGCCGAACGAAUUCACAGGAGAAGAGAGUCCUGAGAUCAUGCUUCUAGCAUGUCGUUGUCUAGCAAAUCUCAUGGAAGCCCUCCCUGCUAGCGCUGCCAAUGUUGUUUAUGGAGGGGCUGUUCCCGUCUUGUGUAGGAAGUUAUUGGAAAUCCAAUUCAUUGACUUGGCAGAACAAGCUCUAAGUACACUAGAAAAAAUAUCCGUCGAGUAUCCUACCAGCAUAGUCAGGGAAGGAGGCCUGUCCGCCUGCCUAUCGUACUUGGACUUCUUCGCUACAAGCACCCAGCGUACUGCAGUAACGACAGCAGCCAACUGCUGUCGUAAUAUCCCUGAAGAUUCUUUUCCGGUAAUCAAAGAGGUUAUGCCAAUCCUCCUUAAUGUUCUUGGAAGUAGCGACCAACGUGUCGUUGAGCAAGCUUCCUUGUGUGUCACUCGUAUCAUCGAGAGCUUUCGAUACCAAUCGUCUAAGCUGGAACAACUCGUCAGUGUUGACCUUCUUAAGGCUAUUUUACGAUUACUUGUUCCAGGCACGACAAAUUUGAUCAGUUCCAGCAUCCAUACCCUUUUCCUCCAAUCUUUGGCUUUUACUGCCAAGGCCAGUCCUCGUCUUUCUGCUGAGCUGGUCAAAUUGAACGUUGUUGAGACGCUGUACCAAAUUUUAACUGGCGUCUCGCCUCCCAGUGAGACUGAAGAUGUUGCCUCAAAGCUUGACAGUGUGGUCAUCAUGCAAGCCCUGAUUCACCGACCCCGUGAACAAAUCAUCGAGACUCUUAACGUCGUCUGCGAGUUGCUUCCCGGGGCAAGGUGGCCUGAAGUUUCUACGCCUCAAGUCACCAGUGAUCUCGAUGCUAUGGGGCCAAUCACUCCUUCCUCAUCUUCCAUCGGAACACGUAAAAAGUCGUCUUCUGAGAAAAGAUUAGAGCUUCUAGAUGAAUGCAAGGAUCAAGUGCGAAGAUUUGCCCUUAUCCUAUUUCCCACCCUUACGGACGCUUUUUCUAGUACAGUGAACUUAACGGUGCGCCAAAAGGUGCUCGACGCUCAGUUGAAGAUGCUUUCGAAUUUGGACAAAGAUAUUCUUGUUGACUCACUGAAAGCAGUCCCUUAUGCCUCGUUCCUUGCUGCGAUUUUGUCCCAGCAGGACCACCCAUCAUUGGUGAUGUAUGCUGUGCAGAUUACCGAAUUGCUGCUCAGCCGCCUAGAGCUAAUAUAUCGGUAUCAAAUUUACCGAGAGGGCGUUAUAUCAGAGAUUGCUAAGCUAGCAGCCGAAUACAAUGAACCAGAGGCUAAACUUGUUGAGAAUCCACCAGAAGACAAACCCGCAACUUCAUCAAAUACUGAAGCGGACAGGGUCUCAGUUCAGAACGAUUCUGACGAUGGUGAUCAUCAUGAUGAGGACGAAGAUGAUGAGGACCAUGACGAUCAUGAAGAUGAAGAGGACGACGAAGACCAUGUUCACGACGAUGAAGAUGAUGAAGACGAUGAAGACCAAGAAAAUGACCACCACGAGGACAUGACUGCCUCUCCUAGUUCCGAUGGUUCUACAAUGUCUUUAGAUGCACCUCCACGUCUCUUCGUUACUGAUAUGCCAUCAAUGAAGACUCGAAUUGCUGAAGCUGCAAAGAAAUUCAUGGAUACUUAUGAAACGGAGAAGCAUGGGAAAGCCAUGAAGAAGAAGGCUGUAAAGAUUCUCAGCGAUCUCCAACAUCUAGCAUUUGAUAUUGAGGCCUUCUACCUCCAUCGCACAGCAAAUGAUUUGAGCCCACAGAAUGGUACAGCGCUAUGGAAGCAACUUGCAUCGUACUUCGACGCCGACCUGCUUGAAAGUGUAACGAGUGCAGAGCUUUUAGCUUCUGGGUUGGUCCGUGUUGUCGAAGAGGUCUUUUGUAACCCUGAUGAAGCUUUGGCUAACGCCGCAAGAGCUGCCUUUCUCGAGGUGUUUAUGGCUAAACCAAUUAGUUCCAAGCGAAAGACAGCUACCGCUGACUCGCCGACAACACCUUUCAGUGUCAUGAUCCACAAACUUCAGGAUCUACUGAGUCGUUCAGAGCAUUUUGAAGUACUCACUGUUCAUCAUAAUGCCCUUGACAACCGGAGUAGUAGUGCUGCCUCUAUGUUGGCGAAGCAGAUCAAGAUUAAACUCACUGCCGAUGAGGACUCAGACAUACCACGAUCGUAUCGGAGUAUAAUGGUCUCCAUUCAUGCUAUUGCUACCUUCAAAGCUUUAGACGAUUACUUGCGACCUCGUAUCAAUCUCCACGAGCGUCCUCGUGGGUCUCGGCCUCGUGACGGUUUAUCUCGAGCAUUAGCCGCCAUGGCCAGUUCUGCUGGUCUUGUACCAGGAGACCGUCUUGCAGAGAGAUUCAGUACCGGUUUUCUUAAUUCUGCAUCACCACCGCCGCCGCCGCCGCCACAACCCUCUACUUCUCGUACAACCAGGAAAUCCAAACCGAAUCAACCGGAGGUUGAGACGCCUUCAACGCCGGGCCAGACAUUACCGUCAAGGAGAGAGAAAGCCAUUCUUCGCAGGUCUACUCGUCGUCAUCCAGCGCCAGCCGACGAGACUCCUGCACCACCUCCGCCUCCGCCACCACCGGCAGAAGACGACGAUCUACAGAAUGCGCUCGAGUGUGCAGAUGAAAAACAAAUCACUGACGAGGAAGAAGAGGAUGAGACUACUGACAUGGGUGCUAGCAGCGCCCUCGACGCGAUAGUAGGCGAGUUAGAUGAGGAAAUGGAAGAUGCCCCUGGUCCCGACCCAACCGCGGUCAAUAUGGAAGUAGCUGCUGGGGGGAAGAUUACCGCUACAAAGGAAGACGGAACACGAGUGCCUACACCAAGUCAGACAAGCGGGCUCGCCAACCUUCCUAGUCGUAGCGCUCCUUCGCAAUCCACCCCAGCACAACAGAACGCUUCUACGCCUACACCAGGACCUUCUUCGAGACCGCUAUCAUACGCGGCGGCUAUACAGUCGGUGCCGCAAGACUGGCACAUUGAGUUCAGCCUUGGUGAUAGAGUAAUUCCCAAUGAAACGACAAUUUAUCGCGCUGUGCACAACGCGCCCUCUCCUUCUCCUGAUCAUUUGAGUCGUAGCGUUUUCUCUACAAUACAUACUAUUAAAUUUCGCCGCGUAUCUGGACCACCACCAGCAGAACCUAUCGGCUUCUCCUCGCCCUCUUUCGAUGGAUUACCAGAUGUAAACGGUGUUCCUGCGUCGCUUGCGAAUCAUCCCACUACUGCAUCGAUUCUCCGCCUUCUUCACAUACUCCAUGAUCUCAAUGCUAAUAUUGACGAUAUCGUGGUGGAGAACAAGAACAACCUAAGGUUGAACGUGGAGCCGCUCUCUCAGUUCGUCAACACAAAACUCACAGCGAAGCUGAAUCGUCAACUAGAGGAGCCCCUGAUCGUUGCAAGCAAUUGUCUGCCAAGCUGGAGUGAAGAUUUGGCUAGAUUGUACCCUUUCCUUUUUCCAUUUGAGACGCGGCAUCUGUUCCUUCAAUCUACUUCAUUCGGUUACGCGCGGUCAAUGAGUAGAUGGCAAAACGCACAGCAGGAGGAUACCUCUCGGCGAGACCGAAGGGAUGAGCGCCCUUUCCUUGGCCGUCUCCAGCGACAAAAGGUUCGCAUUUCACGUUCUAAAAUUCUUGAGUCUGCUCUUAAGGUCAUGGAAUUAUAUGGUAGCUCCCAAAGCAUAUUAGAGGUUGAGUAUUUCGAAGAGGUUGGAACUGGUUUGGGACCAACUUUGGAAUUUUACUCCACAGUUUCCAAAGAGUUUUCCAAGAAAAAGCUGAAGCUUUGGCGUGAAGAAGAUUCCCAUGACUCUGAUGAGUUUGUAUCUGCUCCUAAGGGACUCUUUCCGAGGCCUCUCAAUCAGGAUGAACCAUCCAGCGAAAUCAUUUUGCAACUCUUCAGAAUGCUUGGCAAGUUUGUCGCCCGGUCCAUGAUUGACUCUCGCAUUAUUGAUAUCCAUCUCAAUCCGACAUUCUUCCGUAUAGGUGUAGGUUCAGGAGUUAAACCGUCGCUCGGGGCAGUUAAAAUCGUGGAUCCUGGCCUAGCCCACUCAUUGAAGCACAUCAAGAAGUUUGUGUUAGCGAAGAAAGCAAUUGUCGAGGACCCAAACCGAACACCAGCGCAGAAAGUUGCGGAUACAGAGAGCAUUGUCGUUGAUGGCACGAAGCUCGAUGAUCUUGCUCUGGAUUUCACUUUGCCCGGGUUUCCUGAGAUUGAGCUCAUCCCAAGGGGGUCUCAUGUACAAGUGACAAUCGAUAACGUUGAAUCUUAUCUUGAGAAGGUAAUUGACAUGACACUUGGUCGUGGCGUUAAGCGGCAGGUCGACGCUUUCCGUGCUGGGUUUUCUCAAGUGUUUCCUUAUUCGGCUUUGAGUGCCUUUACACCGGAUGAACUUGUCACACUCUUUGGCCGUGCAGAGGAGGACUGGUCUCUAGAGACCCUGACGGAUUCUAUCAAAGCAGACCAUGGUUUCAACAUGGACAGCAAGAGCGUCAAAAAUUUGCUUCAGACGAUGAGUGAAUUGACACCAACUCAGCGUCGCGACUUUCUACAAUUCACUACUGGCAGCCCGAAGCUCCCCAUUGGAGGUUUCAAGAGCUUGACCCCAAUGUUUACGGUGGUUUGCAAGCCCAGUGAGGCUCCUUACACAUCCGACGACUAUCUACCCAGCGUCAUGACUUGUGUGAACUACUUGAAACUCCCCAACUACACUAGUAUCGAUAUCCUAAAACGGCAGCUAUUCGUGGCUAUCAAGGAAGGCCAAGGGGCUUUCCAUCUAUCUUAGUAUCCUACUGGUAGGAUCGAUUGGCAUGAAUGGGAUGAAGAAAGGGCUCUCUUUUAUUGCAUGCUCGCACGUCUGUGCUUUAGUCGUAAGUAGACCAACAAGUAACUGAUGCGACACCGUAGUCUGCAUUUUGCUAUGGGUCAAUCAAACCAGGUCUCCUGGGAUAUCUAAUCUUACACGAGCUGACGAGAACGAAAAAGAAACGAGAAAGGAUGAGGAUAGGAGUUGUGAAAUGGAUUUCUCUGCAUGAAAGGUUCGUUGGCGGCGUAAGGUUGGGCGGAAAGGGUGCAAAAGGCAUAGGUGUUCAUAUCGGCAGCCUGGGCUUACUCUCCCGACCCCUUUACGAAUUAAACCUGUGACAGCUUCUCAUAACUUACAUAAGGUACAUAGACUGUUUAAGUUGUUACAGUAUGAAAUGAUGUUGCAUUAGUCCAAAUAGAACCUCCCCAUUAAAUAUGGCAUUGACACUCUAAAGUAUUUGGCUUCCCAUAACUAUCCCAUGUGCGAAAUCAAGCGCCAGGGGUUGCUUCCGAGGAAAUAGUAGCGAUUCAAUGCUAGACAUUACUUGCUCGAAUCCACCGAGUUGGCAUGGUGCAUAUCUGCGGCUGCUCCACUAUUCAUUGCUUCUAGAGGCUCGAAA
Xylaria bambusicola is the source of this 6784-nucleotide messenger RNA. RefSeq names its product HECT-domain-containing protein. Gene Ontology annotation, molecular function: ubiquitin protein ligase activity. Gene Ontology annotation, cellular component: nuclear speck. Bases 382 to 6144 code for a protein of 1920 amino acids. Gene Ontology annotation, biological process: proteasome-mediated ubiquitin-dependent protein catabolic process; protein polyubiquitination. NCBI's taxonomy places the organism in Eukaryota, Fungi, Ascomycota, Sordariomycetes, Xylariales, Xylariaceae. The transcript is spliced from 5 exons. The record is from RefSeq and is a predicted model, not a curated record.